ACAAUCAACGAGUUAAGAUUGUUGCAUUCCAUGAAGGAGUUGUCCAGUUAGUUGGGAGCGUUUCAGUAUUUGUCACAUUCCACGACGGAGUUGUUCCAUUCCAUGAAGGAGUUGUCCAAUUAGUUGGGAGCGUUUCAGUAUUUGUCACAUUCCACGAUGGAGUUGUUCCAUUCCAUGAAGGAGUUGUCCAAUUGGUUGGGGGCGUCUGA
Messenger RNA from Clunio marinus, 209 nucleotides. The record is from the annotation of a GenBank genome assembly. NCBI's taxonomy places the organism in Eukaryota, Metazoa, Arthropoda, Insecta, Diptera, Chironomidae.